UUACGUCGUGACGUCAUUUGCUAAGAGAACAAACGCCGAAGCUUAGAACGGAAUUUACCGCCGGCAGACGGGAGUAGCAUAAGAGAAAGUCUGAAGCGACAAAUAGCAGCGUGUGUAUGUAAUAGCUAGACAUUUUACUCUGAUUUGAUUCAUCAUCUGCUUCUAAGACAGGGAAUUGAUUUUAAACAAGAAGAUGGCUGUGAACGUCUAUUCAACCUCAGUGACUAGCGACAAUUUGAGUCGCCAUGACAUGCUCGCUUGGAUAAAUGAAUCUUUACAGAUCAACCUCACCAAGAUUGAGCUUCUAUGCUCAGGUGCGGCAUACUGCCAGUUCAUGGACAUGCUGUUCCCCGGCAGUGUACCUUUGAAGAAAGUCAAAUUUGGUCCCAAACUAGAGCAUGAAUUCAUUCACAACUUUAAAUUAUUACAAGCUGGCUUCAAGCGGAUGAAUGUUGACAAAAUUAUCCCUGUGGAUAAAUUGAUAAAAGGCAAGUUCCAGGACAACUUUGAGUUUGUGCAGUGGUUCAAGAAAUUCUUUGACGCCAACUAUGAUGGGAAGGAGUACGACCCGGUGGAGGCUCGUCAGGGCCAGGAGACUGCACCCCUCCCCAACCCCUCCAUGUCCGCCCUCAACAAGCCCAAGAAGAUCCUCAACACUGAUGCCGCUGUGUCUCCUAAAAAGAUCGCAAAACCAGCUGCAGCAAUCGCACCCCAGCGGUCAGCCGCCGUGGCCAAGCCUGCACCUAAGACGGCGCCCGGUUCGGUGCGGAGACCAGGGACAGGAGGCGGGGACGAGGAGCGGGCAGAGCUCGCUCAGGAGGUGAAUAUACUGAAAGCAACGAUUCAGGACAUGGAGAAGGAGAGGGAUUUUUACUUUGGCAAACUGCGGAACAUUGAACUCAUCUGCCAAGAGAAGGAGGGUGAAGGGGACCCCACACUGCAGAGGAUUGUGGAUAUACUGUAUGCCACAGACGAGGGUUUUGUCAUACCGGAUGCUGAGUCAGAGGACCAAGAGGAAUUCUAAGACUGGAUGCAACUUUAAUAUCAUCUGUACCCAAUGUGCCCCAUCCCCACCUGCCAGAUUAUGUUAUGCAUUUGGUUCCAAAUGAACUUUAUAUCACAUCGUUUCAUCUGCAAACCCCCUCCCCCCCCACCCCCCCGAAAACACAGCUAUGAUCUCCACUGGAGUCCCGCCCCUGUGUGCUGACCUGAGCAAACCCAGCCCUGCUGCUGGGGGCCCGUCUCUGGGCUCCAGCUUCUCCGCCGUCUGUAACGUUCGGCUUCAGUUUUGCUGGGAGCUUCUCUCUUGGCUGAGGCUGAAGAAGCUUUUGUAAGAUUCAUCUACAGCGUUGUCUGUCUUCUCUCCAGGGAAGUAGAGUGAGAUUUCUGGCACCUGCACACCUCUGUCUUUAAAAAAAAAAAAAAUAAUAGUUCCUUUAUCCAUGUACUGUCUCAUCUGUUCACUUGUGUAGUUUUUUUUUUAUACUGCAAAGAGAAACUCACUUUCUAAACGUAUUGGUCUUCGCUAAUAAUUUCUAAAUAUGCCCAUGUUGUUACAGGUUUUUAAAGACAAUGAUAGUUAUUACCUUGGUAAUAUAUAAUUUUGUUUGUUUUUUUACUUCUGGAGCAAAAACUGAUCUGAGGGCGAUUUGGAUAUUGUCAAUCCUCUUCUUUCGGUGAGCCACCGUGUACGUCAGUGUAGAUACGAUGAGAUCUUUCUGCUUUCAUUAACUACUUCUGGGCUGCCAGGACUGUGGCUUAACCCAAAUGAUGAAGUUAGCCUUGCCAAACACUUGCCAUGAUAAUCCAAGAGCAGUUAUUCCACCUCCAUAUUGUCACGUAACAGUAUAUCUGGGUCUGAUGCUGUAUUGGUGCAAAAACAUCAGAACUACUGAAAAGACAGUGAGGACUACAUUGGGCUGACAGCAUUCGGUCUUUUUCAGGGGUGUGCUUAGAUUUUGUGCCUACAGCUCUAGUCUAGUAGUCUUGGGCUUGGAUCAACUCAGACCUUCCACCCAUUAAAUUCUGAAUUGCAAUGUUUUGGCUUUUCCAUUCUAAUUGGUAGUUGGCUGAUUGAUCAAAUGUUUGACUUGCCCUUAGUGUGCCUGUGAAGCAAGUUAGUUGGGCAUAAGUGAUUUAACUAUGUCAAAAUGGUUGCAAAUGUAAGUCUUUUUCUGUGGAGAAUGUGAUUAAAGUUCCCAAGAGGGUACUUGCUUUUAGCAGAGUCCUACACAUGUAAAUUCCCCUUUCUAUUUACCUUUUGCAUGUGUUUUCUCUGCUUUGACAGGUUAAACUACCCAAUUUACACAUAUUCCCUUAGGUACAACUGCCAUUUUAUGUUGAAAAAAGACAGAGUUUAUACCCAACUAAAUUGCCUUAUUUUUAAUAAAUUUUGUUUAUCUGGUAAGUUUCCACCUAAUGCAUAGAUGUGACUGUUUCUGGAUGUUCUCUUUUUGGCAAUUGUUUGUGAUGCAGUUGAAGUAUUGUAACUGAGCUCUUAUCAUUUUUGCUGCUCUGAAAUAAAGAUGUCUAGAGAAACUGGCAUAAGACAAUGGAUGUUUUAGGAGAGGAGUAUGCUGCCCCAGACUCUGUCUUCCAAUAUUGCAGUGCACAAAGAUAAAUAAAUAUAUGGUACACUCACGUGCAUGUCACUUGCUGAGCUGUGGAAGUGGGUAUACUCUAAUACUGCAGCUCUGUUGAGCAAGAUCUGAAGCUGCAAAUGUAUUUCCUGUUUUCCAGUGCUGAGGUGCAGGUAUAGUAUUGACUGCAGGUUCCAAUUUCUGUUCCAUCAGUUGGGUGGGCGUUCCCUUUAGGUGAGAAUUUAGCUGUAGCAAAUCUUUUAUGGGAAUCAUGCUCCAAAUGGAAUGGAAUUUCUGUGCUCCUGAAAUGCAUUUGAUUGGGAAAAUUAAAGCCACUUACAUUGUGGAAUACUAUGGAAUAUUUGGUUAGUCAUCUUAAUGGGGCCUUUACAUGCAAGCAUUGUUCGUUUUGUUUCAAGGUCAUGACUUCGCAGCCAAACCGUGAGGACAACAUAUGUCCGAUUGGCUUCUAAUUUGUUGGCCUAAUGCAUGGUUGUGAUGCCACGUUUCUGGCAUGGGUUUUGUACGAAAGGGAUAUGGUUGCAUAGCUUCAAUUUAAUGCACCAGCUGGUGUGCUCAAAUAUUUUCAUGCAAAGGAAGCUUGGUAUUUAGUCAUGUUGAAGCAGAAAAUUACUGAAGCUUCAAAUUGGAAGGAAAAUUAUAGACUUAAGGACUGUAUGAAUAGUUGUAACCUGUCCCAGUGACCUGGUAUUUCUACCAAUUCUUCUGCACUUGCUGAAACCAUUCUGGGGUAUAGAACUGCAGAAUGAUUUCCAAAAUAUUGUCUAAUGAAAUCCAUUUUGUAUUUCUAAAUUCAUUUUCUUGGAUUUUCUCAUUUUGUUAGAAUGUGCUCAUUUUUGUCUUUCAUGUGGGGAAAUUUGCCCCAGAAUUUUUUUAUUUCUUUUUAAAGGAGGUAAACCGUGGAAGGAUUUACAUUCUGCUGUACCCAAGAUCUGCAGUGGUGCUAUCUGAGAUUUCUCUUGUGGCCUUUUUACAGUUUGCUGAAGUUCUUGUACACUGUGGACCAUGUACCUCGACUGCUCUCUUCCUACAGGGUGUUGACUCCACCCCCCUCCCCCCUCUUUUUUUAAUCACAUUUGCUGAAGUCCAAUUCUUACAAACAAUAAAACGGUAUUUCCAUGUU
Molecule: messenger RNA, 3723 nt
Organism: Conger conger (European conger)
Lineage: Eukaryota; Metazoa; Chordata; Actinopteri; Anguilliformes; Congridae
Product: microtubule-associated protein RP/EB family member 1-like
Exons: 8
Coding region: 194-1024 (276 amino acids)
Biological process (GO): regulation of microtubule polymerization or depolymerization; spindle assembly; protein localization to microtubule plus-end
Cellular component (GO): cytoplasmic microtubule; microtubule plus-end; spindle midzone
Molecular function (GO): microtubule plus-end binding
Source: RefSeq, a predicted model, not a curated record